AAUCACUUGAUCAAAAUGUGGAAUCGAGUGCCCGAACAGUGUGGCUUUGUUUUCUAAAACCCUAAACCCUCUUCAAUGGCGAGAAUUCAUACGGAGCAGUUUUGAUUCUGCAGAAAUCGAAGAACAACGAUGCAUUUCUCUAGGGCUAUUCAUCUCAGAGGUCGACGAAUCUUCCCUUCUCUCUUCAAUGGCCUCACUUUUGUCCGUUCCAUGGGAGGUGGCCCUAGGACGUUCCCCGGCGGGCUCAACAAGUGGCAAUGGAAACGCCUCCACGAGAAGAAAGCCCGGGAGAAGGAGAGAAGACUCCUUGAUCACGAGAAACAGGUUUACCAAGCCCGAAUCCGAUCUCAAGUUCGAUCCAGACUCUCCCCUGCUGCCGGCGAACAGGCCAGUGCCGUCGCUCAACAGCCAACUCAUGGCCCGAUAUCCCCUCAGGAGCAAAUCAAGGCUCUCGCUGAUAGGUUUAUGAAGGAGGGAGCUGAAGAUUUGUGGAAUGAAGAUGAUGGGCCUAUAGAGGCUCCCGCACCUGAGUCAAAGCGUAGAGUGAUCAGCAAGCCUCUUAAUGUACGUAGAUUAAUCUCGGAAAAUUCAAAUUCUGGCCAGAAUUCCAGUGGGUUUUCAAGCUUCAGGAGCUUCUCGAGUGAUACUAGAAGUUCUGUGAGGUCUCUUAAUUCUUUAGGUGGCGGUGGAUGUGCAUUUUUGGGAAAUUUGGUGAGUAUAGGUGAUAUAGAAUACGUGAAUCAUACUAUAUUGCAUAGUUUUUUGACAACCAGAAGCUAUUCCCUUGAUACAAGGAGUGCAAGUGGUGUGAAAAGGCCUGAUGUUGAAAGAAAAAGGAGUGUGAAACUUGAGGAUAGUUCAAGGAAGGAUGUGACGGAUUCGAGAGGACAAAGAGCCAAGUGGCCAAGUAAGUUCAGGUCAAAUAUGUCUGAUUCAUCUGAUGAAGACGAGUACGAUGAUGGUAUGGCGCUUGAAGAAGAAAAUAAAAGUAUCACUAAUGCUAAGAGAAUGAGUAGUGCUGCUCUGGGGAAGUAUGAUGUGAAGUUGGAAAAGCGAGUGCCGUUGCCGAUUAUAGGAUACGAGGAAGAUUUGUCACAGCAAGUGGAAGAAAUUCGUAAGGAGGUGAUUCAGAGGAGAUUGCAGAAAUAUGACUGUGGGGAAGACGAGGGUGAAUCUCAAUCUCUUCUUAGUGUGAAAAGGUUUGAUGAAUACGAGAUAUCUCCAUCAACUGUAAAGGCACUCACAGAAGCAGGUUAUGUAAAAAUGACUAGGGUUCAAGAGGCUACCUUAUCUGCUUGCCUUGACGGAAGUGAUGCAUUAGUCAAGGCAAGGACUGGCACUGGGAAAACUGUUGCUUUCUUGAUUCCUGCUAUUGAAACAGUUCUGAAGCCACAAAGGAGCAGGACAGCUCAAAGGUUCCCGCCUCUAUAUGUGCUUAUUUUAUGCCCAAUGAGAGAACUUGCUAGUCAGAUAGCUGCAGAAACAAACGUGUUACUGAAGCACCAUGACAACAUUGGUGUGCAAACACUGGUCGGGGGAACACGCUUCAAGGUUGACCAACAACGCCUGGAAUCACAUCCAUCGCAGAUUAUAGUGGCGACACCAGGUAGAUUGCUGGACCACAUUGAGAAUAAGUCUGGAUUCUCCACACGUUUGAUGGGAUUGAGGAUGCUCAUACUAGAUGAAGCAGACCACUUAUUGGACCUUGGUUUCCGAAAAGACAUAGAAAAGAUUGUUGAUUGCCUGCCUCGUCAAAGACAAACUUUACUCUUUUCUGCUACCAUUCCAAAGGAGGUUCGCCGAAUAUCUCAACUUGUUCUGAAAAGAGAACAUGCAUAUAUUGAUACAGUGGGGCUUGCUUUGGAGACUAAUGCAAAGGUUAAACAAUUUUGUCUUGUUGCUCCACAUGAACAACAUUUUCAAGUGGUGCAUCACCUUUUGAGAGAUCACAUCUCAAAAGUGCCUGAUUACAAGAUAAUUGUUUUUUGUACAACAUCAAUGAUGACAUCGCUCAUGUUUUCUCUAUAUCGCGAGAUGAAAAUGAAUGUCAGAGAGAUACAUACCAGAAAGCCUCAACUUUAUCGUACUCGAAUCUCUGAUGAAUUUAAGGAAACAAAACGUGUAAUUCUAAUAACAUCUGAUGUUUCAUCCCGUGGAAUGAAUUAUCCAGAUGUCACAUUGGUUAUUCAGGUAGGGAUCCCUGUGGACAGGGAGCAAUACAUACAUCGGCUUGGAAGAACAGGACGUGAAGGAAAAGAUGGAGAAGGCAUCCUAUUGAUUGCACCUUGGGAAGAAUAUUUCUUGGAUGGGCUGAAAGACCUCCCAGUUCAGAAAUGUGACUUGCCUAUUUUAGAUCCUAAUAUUACAGCGAAGAUAGAAGAAUCGAUGGCGAGGGUUGAUAACAGUGUCAAAGAAGGGGCAUACCAUGCUUGGCUCGGAUAUUAUAGUUCAAUCAGGGAAAUAGGACGGGACAAAACUACCCUUGUUUCGUUGGCAAACCAAUUCAGCGAUUCUAUUGGGUUGGAGAGGCCCCCCUCGUUGUUCCGGAAAACUGCAAUAAAGAUGGGAUUAAAGGAUAUUCCCGGAAUACGCUUGAGGAAAUAGCUGCAUCAUGACAGGUUUGAGGAAAAAUGUUACUCAGUAUUAUUCUAUUUUAUUUUUACUAGUUGUUACUUUGUACCAUAGUUUGAGUUUGUUAGUUUUCACUUGUUUCCAAAAUUGUAACAUGGCAUUGGCUCAUGUUCUUGUGUACUUUUUGAGGUUAAAUUAUUUUACUAGGUGGUGUAUUACAAAGAGGCAAUAGAUGUUCAAAUGUACC
Cuscuta campestris is the source of this 2818-nucleotide messenger RNA. The record is from the annotation of a GenBank genome assembly. Lineage: Eukaryota; Viridiplantae; Streptophyta; Magnoliopsida; Solanales; Convolvulaceae.